Lotus japonicus is the source of this 1596-nucleotide messenger RNA. RefSeq lists its product as uncharacterized. The coding region runs from base 270 to 1253 and encodes 327 amino acids. Lineage: Eukaryota; Viridiplantae; Streptophyta; Magnoliopsida; Fabales; Fabaceae. The transcript is spliced from 2 exons. The record is from RefSeq and is a predicted model, not a curated record.
UCAGUAGGAAACACCCAUCAUUGCCCCCAACAAUCCUUCCCAUCCUUAGAAACCUGAGCUUCCAAGAUAUUCCCUCUUUUUUCCACUUUCCCCCCUCUUAAAUUCCAUGCUCCCAUUCUUCCUCUCAAUUUAAAUAUCUCCCUCCCCUCACUCCCUCAUUCCCUUCCUCCCUCCCCUUCAUUUCCCAAUUCUCUAUAACCAAUCCUCAUACACAAAACCAUAACACCACAACAUAACAACACAUCACAUCACUUCACUCUCAUCACAUAAUGGACCCUUGUCCUUCUUCCACCAACACAAACUCAGUGAGUGGCUUCUACACGUUUCUCACCAGAGGAAUUGAGGACUUAGACAGAGCCUUUGUUUCUUCCACCAACAACUUCACCAUGUCAAUCCAAUUCCUCCAAAGAGCACUUUCCAUCCUCCGAUCCUUCCACACUCACCUCACCCUUCUAGUCCAAAAGCUCCACCUCCCCGUCGGCGACAAGUGGCUCGACGAGUACAUGGAUGAGACCUCCAAGCUCUGGGAAACUUGCCAUGUUCUCAAGUCUGGCGUUUCUGGCAUAGAAGGUUACUACUCUGCAGGACUCAACAUCACUUCCUCUUUUGACUCUCACCCUCACCUCACUCCUCAACUCUGGCGCCAGGUUCUGAGGGCAAUAUCAGCAUGUCGCAGGGAAGCUGUGGGGUUGGAAGAGGAGAAUCGUUCAUUGAUGGAAACAAGAAUCCACACACUUCCUCUGCAUUUCGACGAGAGGGUAUCCAUGGAAUCCAAGCUGAAUGGAUUCAACGGCUUUAGGGGUGUUCUGUAUGCAAUGAGGAACAUUAGUUCAAUGCUGCUCACUAUCUUGUUACAAGGGCUGGUGUACCGGUGCCCGGAUACCCCAGACAUGGUUCUGGGAGGCUACGAGGGUGGCCGUUUGUUUCUGGGGUCGGGGCUAAUGGUAUCGGCCGCGAGGCUGCAGCAGAAAGUGGCGGCGGAGAUUGGUGGUGCGCAGCCGGGGAUGCUACUGUAUGAGUUCAGGAGGUCGAGGGUGGCGGUGGAGGAGCUGAGAGGGGAAUUGGAGAGGUGGGGGUCACAGCAUGUUGAGUGGGAAAUGGAGGUUGGUUUGAGGGAGAGAGUGGAGAAUCUCAGAAUGUGUUUUGGGGUGCUGAAAUCUGGUGCAGAGAGUGUUGUUUGCCAGCUAGAUGAUUUCUUUGAUGAGAUUGUGGAGGGUAGGAAGAAGCUUUUGGAUUUUUGUAGUCAUAGGUGAAUUGAGAUGAAUUGUAUAUGGCCACAAUUUGAAGGUGUUGUUGGAGUUAUGUGAAAUGAGAAUCAUAUUGCAAUGUUGCUGGUUGUGGAUAAUCUUAACAUCAAGAAUCAUGAAGUAAUUGUAAUUGUGACUGCAUAGUUUAGGCCUUAGGGGAAGUAAAAUGGGUCAUGAGUGAAGGGGGUGACAAUUGACAAAGAAAAGGGAAAAAGAGAGUAACCCAAACCAUGUAGAGUUAAUCAAAAUCUAUAAUAGCAUGUUUAGAUUAGUUUUUCUUUCCGAAUCAAUUCAGAAAUUAUGAAGCUACUUGCAGAAGUUUACAUCUAUAAUUAUUCUUAUUCCACAA